This is a messenger RNA of Diospyros lotus (date-plum), 1850 nucleotides long. Its product is annotated as pentatricopeptide repeat-containing protein At4g35850, mitochondrial. Gene Ontology annotation, molecular function: protein binding. Gene Ontology annotation, cellular component: mitochondrion. The transcript is spliced from 14 exons. The coding region runs from base 137 to 1471 and encodes 444 amino acids. Lineage: Eukaryota; Viridiplantae; Streptophyta; Magnoliopsida; Ericales; Ebenaceae. The record is from RefSeq and is a predicted model, not a curated record.
GUAAUGAUUCGAAAGUCGGGUCGGUUCGUUCCCACUCUCGACUCAAACCCAACCGAAGGCCAAGGGUUUAGUGCGCAGUCUCCAAGCUGAAGGGAAGAAGAAGAAGCUCUGCGAAUCCCUUUCCAAUCCCAUCACCAUGAAGCUCCUUCAAACCAUUUCUGGUCACCGGCGUUCACUGGUUCGAGCCAUUGGACGGCGCUAUUUCGCCGCUUCGACCGAAGAGUACGCAAAGCGUAAUUACGCCAACAAUGAGUCGGAGUACAACACCGUCAUCGCCUCUCUCACUUCACAACGAAGGCAUUAUUUGUUGAGAGAUGUGUAUGAUGAUAUGAUGCUGGACGGGGUUAAGCCAGAACGAGACACAUUCCAUUCACUCAUUGCUGGAUCCAUGAAAGGCGCCCGCCUGCAGGACGCUUUCUUUUUCAGAGACGAAAUGAAAUCCAUGGGUUUGGUUCCUGAUGUUGCUUUAUACAACUUUUUGAUUUCUACUUGUGGGAAAUGCAAGAACUCUCAGCAGGCAAUCCGGUUUUUUGAAGAAAUGAAGAGAUAUGAGGUCAAACCUACUGGACAAACCUUCAUCUGUCUACUGAAUGCAUGUGCGUCUGCUGGACGAUUAGAUAGAGUGUAUGCGAUUGUGCGUGAUAUGACUGCAGCCGGUCUUGGGCUGAACAAAUUUUGCUAUGCCGGGCUUAUAGCUGCACAUAAGAAUAAUAUCCCUACAUCUGAAGAUGCAGCUUCUAAAAUUAUUGAGCUUGUUCAGCAGUCCAAAGGGUGGUCUUCAGUUGAAGCAUCAAGAGACAGUGCUGAAAAUGUUAUGAUGGGUAUUUCCGAAGAAGAGUUGUUUAAUAUUCCCACUUCAGAAUAUGUUCACAGACGCGGUGGAUUCCUAGAUCGGAAUUUAACUGUAUACCAUGUUGCUUUCCAUGCCUUUGCAGACCUCAGAAAUGUGCAGGCAAUGGAAACUCUUUUAGAGAUGCUCAAAGAGGGCAACAAAGAUCUUGAUGUCUUUAUACUGAUGCAAACCAUGAGGUGUUAUCUACAUUCUGGAUUGGUUGGUCUUGGUCAAAAAGUUUUUGAAGAAUACAUGAACUCGGGGAAGCCACCUAUGAUAGAAUUAUAUGUGACUCUUGCAGAGGGAGCAAUGUUGGGGUACACGGAGGAGGGAAUGAAACUUGCUCUUGAGACACUUGAAAAUAUGACCUCAAGGAACUUUUCCUUAAGCCUAAAAAUGGGAAGCGAUCUCCUCCUUGUAGCUGCUGGGGAAAAGUCUGGAGGGUACACUGUGGCAAAUUACAUAUGGGACCUGCUGCAAGCUCGCAGGAUUACUCCUUCACUCCCUGCUGUUGAAGCAUACUACAAGGGCUUAAAAGAACGCGACAUACCUGAAGAUGAUCAAAGGCUGAUUGUUGUCUCUAGAACUUACGACAAUUUGCGUUUGAGAUUUGGACCAGGACCAGGAGCUGGACGGUGAUCUUAGGGGGAAGAUGAAUGUUUCCUUCUGAUGCUCAUCCAUGUGGUUGCUCCUUUAGCUGCUGCUCCUUCCAAUGGAAUCUCACUUGGACAAGUACCUGAUAGAUAGAUAGAUAGAUAUAUCCAAGUCAGUUUUGUUAGGGUUCAUGGAGCUCGGUUAGUAGCUAGUAGCAAGCUUGAAGACAUUCUUCCAUUUUGGAUGGAGCUUAAUUUUUCUAUGCAUGGAGGUGAAAGUAUGAUGGUAUUUGCAUGAUACUCUCAUAGCUCUCUCCCAUAAAGUGGCUGGAGAUAGGCAUAGGCCUCGAUUAAUCUCAUUUAAAUAUUUAUUCUCUUAUACGUAUUAUCUUUAUUUUCAUAUUCAUUGGGUUCAUUGAGACUCU